Molecule: messenger RNA, 582 nt
Organism: Soboliphyme baturini
Lineage: Eukaryota; Metazoa; Nematoda; Enoplea; Dioctophymatida; Soboliphymatidae
Source: the annotation of a GenBank genome assembly
AUGCUAAAGACGUAUAGUUCGAGCAUUCGUCAAGCCUCUUUUCGAGCUAUACUAAUUCUGUUAUGGCCUUGCCUGAUUUUCGCCUUGACGGCGCAGCAAGUGAUUACAGGCGAGGUGGUGGCUGGCAAUUAUUCAUAUUUUCGAAUCACGAAGGAAGGCUCCCUCGCUCUAAUAUUGUUUUCAUACGAAGGUGAUGUUGAUUUGUAUGUGUCCAGUUCUGUUUCCAGCCCUACAUAUGAAUUUGGAUGGCACGACUUCAAGUCAGCCAGCUGUGGUGUGGACCAUGUUGAAAUCGAGAGUCGUAUAAAGCGCCCUGUAUUCGUCGGCAUUUAUGGAUAUUCUCAAAAUGUGUUAAAUAGGUUCGUUCUCGUUGUGAGUCUGUUUGAUCCACACGAUGAACAUGUGUCCGAUAUGUGGGAUUGGGUGAACAGUUUGGAAUUUACUGGAGACUCUAAAACGGUUUUAGACCUGUUGCUCAAGAAAGACAAGACGUCACUGCAGUCGACGUUGUUAUACUUUGGCGAGAUGAUUGUUUCUUUUCUACUUUUUAUAUUGGAUGUUUUAGCUGAAAGUUUUGCCUGA